CAUACUCUUCGCAUCAGUCCAUCUCAGUGUAUUUGUGAUUAUUCGUUUAAUCGUGUAAUUAAGUUCGUUUUUACUUUACACUUUUAUUUUUUAAAUUUAUUCGAUCGUUUUUACGUACUACUUACUUUUUCUUAUUCUGUUUCGUUUUUAUUUUAACGAAAAAAUAUUAUUAAAAUGGCCGCUUUAUUCCAGAGUUUAACCAUUGUCGCCAGUCUUUUGGCCAUGUACGAAUGCGGUUACUUGGGAAGCUACCAAGGAUAUCCUAGUCCAGUAUUAUCUUAUGGUGGUUACGCAUCGCCGAAUUUAAUCGCAGCUCCGAUAUACACACCAUCUUACAGUCAUGGAUACGUAAAAGCUGCCCCGAUCGACUACUACGCCCCACCAAAAUACUCUUUCAACUACGGAGUAAAAGACUACCACACUGGUGAUGUAAAAGACCAAUGGGAACAACGUGAAGGAGAUGUAGUCAAAGGCGAAUACAGCUUAGUCGAACCCGAUGGUACCACCAGAAAAGUAACUUACACCGCUGAUGACCACAAUGGUUUCAACGCAGUCGUACACAAAAGUGGACACGCCAUCCACCCUGAAACCGCCCCUGUCUACCAACACGGAUACUCUUCUUACUACAGAUAAUUCCAUUGCAAUAGAUCAUAUGCCAACUUUCAUCCUAACUCAUGCUGUACAAUGGUUACCAAAUUAUACCUAACACAUUUUCCGACUGAAAUAAUGGCCAUGUGCGAAUAUGCGAACGGUACUAAUUAGGAAUAAGGAAAUACAUUUUUGAUUUGUACUCACAAAAUGAUCUCUGGAUUUUAUUAUUGUAAAUUGGUCAUGAAGUUUGUUUCAAAAUCAUAUUCUGUUACAUUAUACAUAAAUCUACAGUUACAUCCACAUAGUUUUCAUCAAUUUGAUUUUAUUGUUUUGGAAAAAAAUAAAUGAAUGAAUGUAUUUUCAAAUGUCUUGCGCUAUGCUCAUUAUAUAACUUUGUAAUUUUGUAUUUUUUUUUCUUCUUUUCUUUAUGUAAGAAUCCAUUAAUUUUGUAUUUUACUUUUUUUAUAUAUUUUUAUAAAUACAAAAUAAAGCAAGUUUUUAAAAUGA
Messenger RNA from Planococcus citri (citrus mealybug), 1098 nucleotides. Its product is annotated as cuticle protein 19-like. Bases 175 to 633 code for a protein of 152 amino acids. NCBI's taxonomy places the organism in Eukaryota, Metazoa, Arthropoda, Insecta, Hemiptera, Pseudococcidae. The record is from RefSeq and is a predicted model, not a curated record. The transcript has 3 exons. Gene Ontology annotation, cellular component: extracellular matrix.